This is a messenger RNA of Suillus clintonianus, 2500 nucleotides long. RefSeq lists its product as uncharacterized. The record is from RefSeq and is a predicted model, not a curated record. NCBI's taxonomy places the organism in Eukaryota, Fungi, Basidiomycota, Agaricomycetes, Boletales, Suillaceae. The transcript has 2 exons. The coding region runs from base 1 to 2202 and encodes 733 amino acids.
AUGGCUCGACAGCCAGUCAAGGUAACAUAUGCACAUAAACGUGGACGUGCAAAAGCUGCUGCGAAGCUCUUGUCUUCUCCACUUGAAGCCCUUCCGCCUGAUCGCGACGACAUCACGCGUUCAGAGAUGUCUAGGCGAAUGCUCAAGCGCUCUCGGGGUAUCGCUCGCGAAGACGACGACACAGUGCGACUCAAGGGUCGUGUUGUGAAACGUUCCAGGCAGACUGUCGAAUCAGAUGCUCUAGAAGCAGAAGCAGAUAUCAACACGUUUCAAACGCCAUUUCCUUCUGCGGAGUACGUCCAUCCGUCAUCGGUUACGCGCCCAUUGGCACCAGAAGAGUUUUCUCCCGUACCAAAUGCCAAACGUAUUCUUUCGCGAACGAGCUCGCGAAAUUUGAAGGAGAAUAGCACAUCCCUUCCCCUUGCCUCGCCUUUCCACAGCCGUCCCUCCUCCCCUCACGCUGACUCCACAAUCAAAUCGAAGCUACGAUCAUCUCGUAUUCCUCUGCAUUUGAAAUCUCGUACACUUUCUGGUGCCUUCCAGAAAACCGAUAGUGCAUAUACUCGCCGCAAACUCUCGCACAAGGACUCCACCAUAUCCCUGAAUGACAGAAAGCUUUCCCGUAAAGACUCUACCAUGUCCCUCAACUAUACCAGGCUCUCCCGCAAGGACUCUACGCUCUCUCUCAAUGAGCCAGCCAGAUAUUCACCUUCAAAGCAUCAACGUCGCCCCUCGAGCCCAGAUCCCUCAUAUAUGCUAUCUCAUAUUGCGCAGCAGGACUGGAUUUCCCCGUCUAAACCACUUACAAUUCGUGCAGGUAUCUGUGAGCCCGAUCCGGAGUCCAUUGUCCGACCCAAUCCGAUCCAAAAUUUGUCUGCAUCACCCUUUCUUGUUGAUCGUGCCCAGUUUUUCUCCACCCCACCGCAUAGCCGCUCUGGCAGCAAGACAGGCCUCCUGGCACCAGAAUCUCCUUCAAAGCUAGCCUUCCUUGCCCCUUCCCCGUGCCUUGCGCGUGACGAGGACUUUGAAAUGGCAGAUCACACCGAGCACCGCAAAAUCCGCAUCUCAGGCAAUAGCAUUAUCUCUUCCUCUGGCUCAUUCACGCUUAGGUCUCACCAAAUCCCUAAUGCACCUGACGUUGGCGAUGAUCACAUUGAUAGUGCUGGCAGUGCACCUAUGUCUAUGUCUCUUGACGAGCUUCCUCAGAAGAUCUCAUUGGGCGAAUACAUGAUUCCUCUGGGAUCUUCUCCUCCCCCCGCUUCGGACUUGGCUAAUUCCGGACCACGGCACACGGUCUCGAUGGGUCAGCAUGCCUUAGCACUUUCUGGCUCAAGCCCCCCGGUCCCCCCGGCCCCGGCCUCUCCAGUUGUCGCAAUACACACCGCGAUAGGCCAACAACUCACAUUUUCACAUGGAUCAAGUUCGCCUGCUCCCGAGUGCCCAGGUUCCGCCGCGAGAAACGCGCGGUAUGUGCACGCUCUCGGUGGCUCCACCUCCCUUCCCGACCGUGAUGCGGUUGACAUCAAUUCCUUCAUGCUUGUGACCUCUGCCAUUUACUUCAAUGUCGUUACCCUUGCACAGAUGACCCUCUCCCAGGCUCCGAUCUUUCAGAUUUGCCUAAUAUUUUGCCCGAUACUGAACCUCUUCGUAUCUACAGAUAGACAUGACAAUGCAGGUGCACACGGUACCCAGUUCCCAAUGCGUACCCGCUCCCUCGAGAGCCCCGCCGGCAUUAGCUCCAAGAAAACAAACGCCACCAAGCAUAAGAGGAACCGCGCCGGGACAAUCCGCGCAUCUGACUUCGCACAGCCCGCUCCCUCUGGCGCUAGUGGCUCCAAACUGACAUCCCUCGCUUCGACCAUCGCUGGGCCUGCUGGUUCCCUCCCUGGCCGCACGCGCUCUGGCACCGUCGUUGGUCCCAACUCGAAACUCGCGAUACGGCCACACUCGAAGGGAGCCAUGAGGAAACAGCCCAUGAUGCAACUGACGCGAUGUGAUGCUCACAGUAGGUCGGAAGAUGACAUGAACAUUCUCAAGGUGAACGAGAACGUGGGCCCGUGGAGCACUGAGGACCUCGACUAUGUUGGUUUGGCGCAAAGGGUGAAAGACAAGAGGGGGAGGAAGAAGUUUGUGCAUGACGACAUUAUGUCGGAUGAUCCGUUGCUUAUCAGUGGUCCGUGGAGGGACGAGGAUUGGUCCUAAGGUGAGCGAGUGUGAUGAAAUUGACGCCACCGUCAUUCACCCUUCCCUUCACUCAGGUGCUGUCAAGCGUAUCCGAAAUGCUGCCGUUAGUUUUCUUGAUGUUUUUGUUGCUGCACCUGUGUGCCCGCCUCAUGGACUUCCUCAGUCUCAAGAUAAUUUGUACAUCACCUGCUUUGCACUCUCAUCAUCAACUCUGCAUGUAACUGUAUGCCAGUAUAUCAUCACGAUAUCACACCUGCCACGAGUCGAUACUACCAGCUCAUGUAUAGCGUAAUUCUCAUGUGCGAUCCUAUCGAAC